Messenger RNA from Protobothrops mucrosquamatus (brown spotted pit viper), 3189 nucleotides. Its product is annotated as transitional endoplasmic reticulum ATPase. The transcript is spliced from 17 exons. The record is from RefSeq and is a predicted model, not a curated record. Gene Ontology annotation, molecular function: ATP hydrolysis activity; ATP binding. Lineage: Eukaryota; Metazoa; Chordata; Lepidosauria; Squamata; Viperidae. Bases 103 to 2499 code for a protein of 798 amino acids.
GAGGGCGACCGAGCAGGGCACGGCCGUGUGUCCCGGGUGCCCGAGCGGGAAAGAAAACAGGAAUCAGCAGCCCAAGACGCGACAGGGCUCGGAACAGCCGACAUGCCUGCCUCGGGAGGGGACCCCAAGGGAGAGGAUUAUUCCACAGCCAUCCUACGCCAAAAACAUCGUCCUAAUCGCCUCGUUGUAGAUGAAGCAGCCAAUGAAGACAAUAGUAUUGUGAGUCUGUCCCAGGCCAAAAUGGAAGAACUGCACUUGUUCCGUGGAGAUACGGUGCUUAUGAAGGGAAAGAAACGCAGGGAGACAGUAUGCAUUGUUCUUACUGAUGAAUCUUGCCAGAAUGAGAAGAUUCGAAUGAACCGUGUCACCCGUAACAACCUCCGUGUGCGUCUUGGAGAUGUGGUCAGUGUACAGGCCUGUCCAGAUGUGAAGUAUGGAAAGAGGAUUCAUGUACUCCCCAUCGAUGACACUAUUACAGGGUUGACUGGCAACCUCUUUGAUGUCUACCUCAAACCAUACUUUCUGGAAGCCUAUCGUCCUGUGCAUAAAGGUGAUAUCUUCCUUGUACGUGGUGGAAUGAGAGCUGUGGAAUUUAAGGUGGUGGAGGUAGAUCCCAGUCCCCACUGCAUUGUUGCUCCUGACACAAUUAUCCAUUGUGAGGGGGAGCCCAUCAAACGAGAGGAUGAAGAGGAGAGCCUCAAUGAUGUUGGCUAUGAUGACAUUGGGGGCUGCCGUAAACAGUUGGCUCAAAUCAAAGAGAUGGUGGAGCUGCCAUUGAGACACCCAGGGCUCUUCAAAGCAAUUGGAGUGAAGCCUCCAAGAGGGAUUCUUCUUUAUGGCCCCCCUGGAACUGGGAAAACACUUGUGGCCCGUGCAGUUGCAAAUGAAACUGGAGCAUUUUUUUUCCUUAUCAAUGGCCCGGAGAUCAUGAGCAAGUUGGCCGGGGAAUCUGAGAGCAACUUACGCAAAGCCUUUGAAGAGGCUGAGAAGAAUGCUCCAGCUAUUAUCUUUAUUGAUGAGCUGGAUGCUAUUGCUCCUAAGAGAGAGAAGACACAUGGGGAAGUGGAACGCCGGAUUGUUUCCCAACUCCUCACCCUCAUGGAUGGCCUGAAGCAACGGUCUCAUGUCAUAGUUAUGGCCGCCACUAACCGACCCAACAGUAUUGAUCCUGCUUUGCGUCGAUUUGGGCGCUUUGAUCGAGAAAUAGACAUUGGAAUUCCAGAUUCAGUGGGAAGACUGGAAAUCUUACAGAUACAUACCAAGAACAUGAAACUGGCUGAUGAUGUGGACCUGGAGAGGGUGGCCAAUGAGACCCAUGGUCAUGUGGGUGCUGAUCUGGCAGCAUUGUGUUCUGAGGCAGCACUCCAAGCAAUCCGUAAGAAGAUGAGCGUCAUUGACCUGGAGGAUGAUACAAUCGAUGCUGACAUCCUUAAUGCUAUGGCUGUCACCAUGGAUGAUUUCCAGUGGGCUCUUGGCCAGAGCAACCCCUCUGCGCUGCGGGAGACGGUAGUGGAAGUGCCGCAAGUCUCCUGGGACGACAUUGGGGGCUUGCAGGAAGUGAAACGUGAGCUACAGGAACUGGUGCAGUUCCCAGUGGAGUAUCCGGACAAGUUCCUGAAGUUUGGAAUGACACCGUCACGAGGUGUGUUGUUCUAUGGGCCCCCUGGCUGUGGCAAGACCCUCCUGGCAAAGGCUAUUGCAAAUGAAUGCCAGGCCAACUUUGUCUCCAUCAAGGGUCCUGAGCUACUCACCAUGUGGUUUGGAGAGAGUGAGGCCAACGUCCGUGAUGUUUUUGACAAGGUACAGAGUACAAAGUUGACGGGGAAAGGAGAAGGGCUGACUGUUGAGGCAGGAACUGAAGGCAUCAGCUAUAUCCCAGUCACCUAUUGUGUCAAAGUGAGCUCUUGUUCUGGUGGCUUCAUCCAGACCAUGCCUGCAGCUUUUGAGGAACAGCCAGACAUCAUUGACCCAGCCAUCCUUCGUCCAGGACGUCUGGACCAGCUCAUCUACAUCCCAUUACCCGAUGAAAAGUCUCGCAUAGCUAUCCUCCAAGCCAACUUGCGAAAAUCACCAAUUGCCAAGGAUGUAGACUUGAAUUAUCUGGCUAAGAUCACACAUGGCUUCUCUGGUGCUGACCUCACCGAAAUCUGUCAGCGUGCCUGCAAGCUUGCCAUCCGUGAGGCCAUCGAGAUGGAGAUCAAGGCAGAACGGGAACGCCAGCAUCAGAAGUGCGCUGCCAUGGAUGAUGAUUAUGACCCGGUGCCGGAGAUCCGGCGGGAUCACUUUGAAGAAGCAAUGCGCUUUGCACGCCGUUCAGUCAGCGAUAAUGAUAUACGCAAAUACGAGAUGUUUGCCCAGACGUUACAGCAGAGCCGCGGCUUUGGCAACUUCAGGUUUCCAUCGGGCAAGCAGAGCAGUGGUGGAGGGGGCAGCAGUGGCAGCAACAGUGGGCAAGGAAGCCUGUUCCAGGAGGAGGGGGAUGACGACCUCUAUAACUGAUGGCCCCCUUAUGGUGGAGCGGAUGGUCUUAGUCCUGCUCAUAUUAUUGUGCUCUUUAAUGUUAAGGACUGGUGCUUGAGGCCCUAAACCCUGCCCCUCUUCCUUGGUUGCAAAUCUGCACUGCUCGGCACAAAAAAAAACCCCUCAUCUUUCAUUCUGAUGAGUAAUGUUGGGGUGCCACUUUCCUUUUUUGUCUGGCUUGUCUGUGGCCAGGACCCCCUUGGUUUUUCCAUUCCUCUUGUUUUUCCGAAGAUUAAAGCAGUACCUGUGGUAGUCAGAAGGGGGAGCCAAAGCUUAAGCAGCUGUGGCAGGAAUAUAAUCAUUCUCCAUCAGACCAAAGGUCCAUUUAUUCUAACAUUUUGCUUUCCGUAACAAUCAGGAAGCUGACCGUUGAAGCUCAGAUGCGGGAUUAAAGCUUCCCAUUUACCUAGGCCUCUGCCCCCAAAUGCAUCAGAAUGUUUCGCACCAGUACCUGCUCUUGCAUUGCUUCCAGUUUAGAACAAAAGGGAAUGGAGGAUGAAUGGUUUUCCAAUCUUGCUUACAAGCCAAGUUGUUCCUAUGGCCCCUCUUAGCCCCACAGCAAAGCCUUUGGACUAGUAAAUAAGGUGAAUUUCAACAAACUCUGGUCUGUGUUAUUAGGUGAUAAAGACUUCUGAAUGUCUAAUAAACUGAAAGUGCAUGCGUCUUGCA